Molecule: messenger RNA, 270 nt
Organism: Linnemannia hyalina
Lineage: Eukaryota; Fungi; Mortierellomycota; Mortierellomycetes; Mortierellales; Mortierellaceae
Source: the annotation of a GenBank genome assembly
AUGUACCUUUCCAUCAUGAACCAGAACACAAGCAACCAGAGCAAGCCCGCCUCGGCCCUGCGUUCGUCGAACCAGCAACAAGAGUCUAUGGCCCCCGCCAACAAGCAGCAGCUGCAGGAGCAGCGUUCCGAAACACCUUCUCAUGCUGGCCAGAGCAACAUCGAGGCACCGAUGAGUGGAUCCAAGAUGUGCGGCCAUGCCUUCGACUGCGACUGCUCGACAGAGUCGGCCAUUCAUGCCUCUGAGGAGCAUGCUCCCAGAACCAAGUAA